Messenger RNA from Rhineura floridana, 4691 nucleotides. It is a transcript of the gene PANX3, whose product is annotated as pannexin 3. The record is from RefSeq and is a predicted model, not a curated record. NCBI's taxonomy places the organism in Eukaryota, Metazoa, Chordata, Lepidosauria, Squamata, Rhineuridae. Gene Ontology annotation, biological process: positive regulation of interleukin-1 production; monoatomic cation transport. Gene Ontology annotation, molecular function: channel activity. Bases 2889 to 4118 code for a protein of 409 amino acids. The transcript has 5 exons.
GUCCUUGGUUCAAGUCAUGCCUCUGCCAUGAUCUCACAUGAUGGCUUUAGACAAGCCAGUCUUUCUCUUAGGCCCAGUUCAUAUGUAACACUUGGCCAAGCCAUGGCUUAUCCCAAGUGAGCAAAUGUGCAGGUUCCUGGAGAGAAAAUCAUGGCUGUUAGUGCUUUGCCAGCCCUGCUGCUAUGCUAUCGGGAGCUAAGUCAUGGUUUGACUCAGUGUUGUGGCCCAACCUGGGCUUGUGCUUUAUUUCCCCGAGACAAGCCAGGAGUCCCAGCAUUUGAAUGUAACACUAAGCAAAACUAUGGCUUAGCUCACAGCAGUGCAGCAAGGCCAAAAAGCAGCCAUAUCUUCACUCCAGAAUGCCCUUGUCCGUGCUAAGCCACAUUUGGCUUGGCUUUACAUGCGAAUCAUGUCUUAGCCUCAGUGCUUCCCUCUCAUCCGCAAUAUUUACUUCUAAAAUAAGAAUAACAACCCUGAUCUACUUUAAAGGGCUGUUGUAAGGAUUGUAGUAGGGUAAUGGAUGUGAUACAUUUUGGGCAUUCUAAAACAGUAUAUAAAAUGUAUAUCACAAACUAAAUGGAACCACACAGUCUUAAUUUUAAUUGUCAGUAAAUUUUUCUUCCUUUCUCCCCCAUCUUGUGAGGUUAACCCUUUUAUGUCUUCCCUGGAUUUUCUGCUUGUGGCCUCUUCCUGUGAGCCUUUGUGCUGGCAUUGGUACUCGUAUAUUUUGGAUAGGAUAUUGGGCAGAUAACUCCAUGUCCUAAAAAUCUUCCACUUAAAACUGAGAACAUGAGUCAGUCCUCACCCUACAGUGUACGUGUCCAGAACAGACCACACUGGGGGCAGGGAUGUAGGUUAAUGAACAGAUAUUCCACAUGCUGGAGUUUUGCAUGAGGAGAGGAUUUGGUAGAACACUGGAUCAUGCUGCAAAGAUCCUCUGGAAACUCAGUGUCUUAAUCUUCAAAACCAGAACCAAGAUGUUGGGGUUCCCAAUUUGGUACUAUGGCAUAGUGUGGAAAAUGUUCCCAGAAAAUGCAAGUAUUCUUUUAGUGGGACUAGCUCUGUGCUGAUUGCAAGAAGCCAAACAUGCAAAUGGCUUAGCCUCAUUAAUCACUGCCUGUGUGUUCUGGUCGUGUGGACUGGUGGUGGCAGAGCUUUCCAAAUGUUUUGACUUUGCAUUGCAAGUGCUGAAACAGCACAUUAGAGCCACCUAGGCCAUCCUUGGAGUGGCUGCGUAAGGUGGAUUUUAUUGGCAAAGAGAAACAUUCGGAUAGGUUGGGACAUUGCCUUAGCUUUGGGAAUUGCUGGUGCAGCAGAGCGGGUAAGAGGCUUUAAACUACUAACUGAGAAACCCCCAGUUCAUUUGGUGCUUCUGCUAUAGCCACUCUAUUUCAGUCUUCCAUCUGCAAUAGUGCAGAAUAAUAAUUUUACACAUGGUUGUUAGAAUUACAGGAAUAGGAACAUCUUUCAGUGGAAGGCCACAUAUCCUUCUGGGAAACUUUCUGGGGGCACAUGCUAGCAAUGGGUGGGACCAGAGGCAGAAGUGGGUAAGGCAACAGAUGAUGAUUUUGCCUUUGUACAGUAUGCUAAUAUCGCACUCGUACAUGCCCCUGUAUCCUCCAUCCAGGCAAGAAAUAGUAUUAUCAGAGUUCAAGGACACAUUCCAGACAGGCAAAAAUAAGGCGAUUGCAAAGCAGAGCUAACAGCUGGUAUAGCACAAUUGGGAAGAGACCCUGGCUGGGAGGCCAGUGCCUGUGAGUUCAAAUCCCCACUCGUGUCUCCAGGGUGUCAAGGGCCAGCUAAAUCACCCCUACAGGGAGUGGCUCAGGGGUGACGUGCCCUGCCACCUCUGCAGCCGUGGGCAAGCUGCAUAGUCCCAAGGAGCCCAGUUGCCCCCCAGCUGGCAGUUGCAGAUAAGGAAGGGGCUGGCUUGUGCAGCUGUGGCAAGCUGAGCAGGCCCUAGCCAGCUGUGGAGGACUAGCCUCAGAGGAAGGCAAUGGUAAACCCCCUCUGAAUACCGCUUACCAUGAAAACCCUAUUCAUAGCGUCGCCAUAAGUCAGGAUCGACUUGAAGGCAGUCCAUUUCCAUUUUCAAAGCAGAGCUGCUGAGGGAACAUGUCCUGGGAAGAAGAUGGGGUGUGGAGAGUCCCAAAGGCCAGAGAGGCAGGCAUGGAGGAGUGCAUGUGGCCCCCUGUUCUGAUGUUCCCCACCUCUCUGAAAUCAAUUCCAUCUCCAAAUCAUCAGCAUUCAGUUUACUAAUGAAGACCUGAAGCUGUGAGCUCUGCAAAAUCCAUGAAGAGUGUCUUUUAAUAUCAAGUUUGGAAAAGGCGUUGUCAAUCCCACUGCAUGCACCACAGGGCUAAAAAUACUCUUUGGAUGCAGGUGUUCUGAGUGUGAUUAUGCUCCCCCCCCCCCGGCCUUGCUCUGAGAAUAAGGGCAGGGAUCAGGAUUAACCACCCCUGUGUGUUCCUGGAUGUGAAACCAAACCCACAGCCCUACAUUCCUACAAUGGUUGCUGGAAAUAACAUCUGCUUAUGAGAGAGGGAUGUAAAACCACAAGGACCCAGCCUUGCCUCGCUACGCCUGUGGCAGGCUGAGGGAUGUGGUGUCCCAGCAAUCGCAAAGCUGCUGUGCAUGGCGCUCUAUUUCUGGGGCCUUAUGGUAGCUACUGCUUUAUAAGGAACCGGUUGCUUUGUAAUUAUCAUUCCCUUUUGCAAACAUUUAAGGCUGUCAUUUGCAGCUGUCCAGUGCCUAAUUCUCUGCAAAUAAAGCUUUCAGUUCAACAGGCAGAAAGCUGCCUAGUUGCUCUUGGAUGCUGCUUGUGAGCAUAGUGGCAAUAGCAGCUGCCUCUUUUCCACUUGCCUGUGCUUGGCCCAUCCAAAGGCGCUAUGUCAAUCGCACACACUGCUGCCGAGUACAUGCUCUCGGAUGCUUUGCUUCCAGAUCCAAAUGGCUCCAGGGCAAAGCGGCUUCGCUUGGAGUUAUCCUGUGACCGCAUUGUGAAGUUUAUCACAGUGGGGCUGCCCCUCCUCCUGGUGUCCCUGUCGUUUGCACGGGAAUUUUCCACUGGCUCCCAGAUCAGUUGUUUCUCUCCUGCCAACUUCACAGGGAAGCAAUCUGCCUACAUUGAUGCUGUGUGUUGGGACUCCUUGUUUCACUAUGACCCUGACACCCUGGGAGAUUCUAGAUCCAGGUCCCUCUGGGUCCUCAAGGUCUUUCCAUAUUCCAUGCUGGUUAUUGCAGUUGCCAUGUAUCUACCUUACCUGCUCUGGAGAUAUGCAGCUGCCCCAUCGCUCAGCUGCGACCUGUUCUUCAUCAUUGAUGAACUGGAUAAAUCCUACAACCGUUCCAUCCGCUUAGUGCAGCACAUGGUCAAACUCCAGCAGACUGGGACUGACCCAGAAGAACUGUGGGAGGAGUAUGACAAGGCUCGCAGGGAGCGCUAUUUUGAAUUCCCUCUACUGGAGCGAUACCUCACUUGCAAACAGCGCUCCUACUAUCUUGUUGGGAUCUACGUGUUGCGGAACCUCCUCCUCCUCUUCCUCCUCGCUGCCACCUGUCUCUACUUGGGCUACUGCCAUGUGGCUGUCUUUUUCCAAGAUGAGUUCAGCUGCUCCAUCAAGGUGGGCCUGCUAAGAGAUGAGCCUCGUGUCCCGGACUCAAUCCCAUGCAAGCUCAUCUUCUUCUCGGUCUUUCAGUUGACCAGCAUCUGCAUUGGGUGUGUGUACAUCCUCUUGGGACCGGUUGUCAUCUACCAUUUACUCCAGCUGUGUCAGUGGGACAAACGGCUCCUCUCCAUCUACGAGAUGCUGCCAGCUUUCGACCUCCUCAGCAGGAAGAUGUUGACCUGCCCUCUGAACGACCUGAACAUCAUUUUGCUCUUCCUGCGUGCCAACAUCUCGGAAGUCAAGUCCUUCAGCAGGCUGAGCGUGCUCUGCACCCUGAGGGACGUCACCACAGACAAGGAAAACAUUGACACGGUGGUGGAUUUUAUGACCCUCCUGGCUGGCUUGGAGAUGUCAAAACCUAAGCAUAAUCUCUGCGCCAAUGGAAACUCACCUCAUUCCAACAGUGAAAUUAUUGAAAUGAAGCCUGCCUUGGGUUCUAAAGAAGACUGACAUUCCCUCUGGCCUCGCUUGACUUGACGGAGCAGCCAACAGCAGAACAAAUGGGGCUAAUGAAUAGUGAUGGAGCACACACACCAGGCAACACUCCUAUGCAUUGGUGACAGCAACAUGCUGUGUACCUUUAUCAUGAUUUCAAAGCUGUAUUAUGUUCCCCUGGCAUGACAGGAGUAUGUAUGCAUCAUCCUAAAUGCUUGUUUCUUUACUGGGUACUAAGUCCACAGAACACAAUAUCUGUAAUAUAAUUAUUGCAUGCUGGCUACAGGUUGCUGGCAGAUGCCUUUGUAUUGUUAGAGGCUUAAUGUUCUCAUAAAGGUAAGGCUGCCACUUGUUCUGGCAGUCAUUUGCCUCUUAAUAGUUGCCUUACAGGUAAAAAUUCAACAGAUGCAACUUGCAUGGCAAGCAUGAUUUACCUAUUUAAUGUUACAAAACUGUGAAAGGCAUAAUAGCCUUUUCCGUGGGAAAGAAGCAGUGAUCUUAUGUUGUGUGCAAAUGUUUAUCUUACCCACAACUCAUUUGUCUCUCUUCCUGUAUUAAUUCUGUAGACUAAUCUCCAUUAAAUUUAAU